GGCGGGAGUGGAGGAUAGAGCUCCUCCAGGCUCAUCAGCCAAGCCACAGUGAAAACAGAGCGUCUCGGUGAUGUUGCCCGGGGGGACAAGUACCACGUGAACAACAAGCAGGACCAGAGACGCGGCCCGCGGCCCAUGGGCGAGAUGCUGGCUGAGGCAGAGGCCAAGGGGGAAGAAGAUGUGCUACCGCGUUGCCUUCCAGGACUGCGAGCACUUUGUCACCAAGCUGCGCUGCGGCCGGCGCGUCAGCCACCAGCCACAACCCGGGGAUCUGAUCCAAAUUUCUCGCCCCCUGUUCGAGCACUGGGCCCUGUCCGUGGGCGAUGGCUACGUCGUUCACGUGGCGCCGCUCGACGGGAGUGGAGGGGCCAGCCCUGCCUGGCUCUCGUCCAGCUCCAUCGGGUGGGCCAUGGUGAAGAAGGAGCGUCUCCAGGACAUCCUCAGGGGUGACACGUACUGCGUGAACAACAAGUAUGACAAGACACGCACCCUGCGGCCGGUGGAGGAGAUUCUGGCCAAGGCGAAUGGCAAGGUGGGCAAGAAGAUGUUCUACAACGUUUUCCUCCAGAACUGCGAGCACUUUGUCACCGAGCUGCGCUAUGGCCGGAGCAUCAGCCACCAGGUCCAAGAUGUAGUGACAGCUGUGGCUGUUGGCUCGCUGGUUUGCAUCUCACCGUGGUUGUGUGCCCUUGCUGUGGCCGUCACGGGGGGCUACGUCUUCCUGCGAGAGUUCCAGUAGCCAAGAGCCCCAGCCCAGCCUGGCGGGACGAACAUCAGCCUGGCCCCCCCGGCCGUGGCGCCACGUCGGCCCGUGCAGCACGCUCCUGUGUUCUCUCCUUGCACCAAUAAAGGGCUUGGCCCUGCA
Molecule: messenger RNA, 865 nt
Organism: Alligator mississippiensis (American alligator)
Lineage: Eukaryota; Metazoa; Chordata; Crocodylia; Alligatoridae
Product: phospholipase A and acyltransferase 3
Exons: 4
Coding region: 179-739 (186 amino acids)
Biological process (GO): N-acylphosphatidylethanolamine metabolic process
Cellular component (GO): cytoplasm
Molecular function (GO): A2-type glycerophospholipase activity; glycerophospholipid phospholipase A1 activity
Source: RefSeq, a predicted model, not a curated record